Molecule: messenger RNA, 2031 nt
Organism: Psammomys obesus (fat sand rat)
Lineage: Eukaryota; Metazoa; Chordata; Mammalia; Rodentia; Muridae
Gene: Selenop
Product: selenoprotein P
Exons: 5
Biological process (GO): selenium compound metabolic process
Cellular component (GO): extracellular region
Molecular function (GO): selenium binding
Source: RefSeq, a predicted model, not a curated record
GGAUCAAUACUGUGUUAUCAGCUGUCUUGGCUACUAACUGGUUUAUAAAAUCAGUGUAUAGUCUCUGUAACUCUUUUAUCAUGGACCCAGAUGCUUCAUAGCAAUUAUUCACAUUUAUAAAAAGGACAACCUCAGCAAUGUGGAGAAGCCUAGGGCUUGCCCUGGCUCUCUGUCUCCUCCCCUAUGGAGGAACAGAGAGCCAAGGCCAAAGCCCUGUUUGUAAGCAACCUCCAGCCUGGACUAUAGGAGAUCAAAAUCCAAUGCUAAACUCCGAGGGCACAGUGACAGUGGUUGCUCUACUUCAAGCCAGCUGAUACCUGUGUCUCCUGCAGGCAUCCAGAUUGGAAGACCUGCGAAUAAAACUCGAGAAGCAAGGCUAUUAUAACAUUUCUUAUGUUGUUGUUAAUCAUCAAGGACCCCCUUCUCAAUUAAAGCACACACAUCUUAAAAAUCAGGUGUCUCACCACAUUGCUGUUUACCGACAAGAGGAACACCAAACAGAUGUCUGGACUCUCCUAAAUGGAAACAAAGACGACUUCCUCAUUUACGACAGAUGUGGCCGCCUUGUGUAUCACCUUGGUUUGCCUUAUUCCUUCCUCACUUUCCCGUAUGUUGAAGAAGCCAUUAAGAUCGCUUACUGUGAGGAGAAGUGCGGAAACUGCUCUUUCACGAGUUUUGAAGAGGAAGACUUCUGUAAGAAUGUGUCCUCUGUUCCUGCCGGUAAAACAGCAGAGCCCUCAGAAGCACAUCACCACCACAAACAUGAGCAUAAGCAUCAUGGGAGCAGUGAGCCUUCAGAUAAUCAGCAACCAGGAGCACUAGAAGCUGAGCCACAGCUCCCCCCUUCAGGCUUUCAUCACCACCAUAAGCACAAGGGUCAGCAUAGGCAGGGUCACCUAGAGAGCUGAGACCCAGGGGCAAGUGAAGGUCUACAACUUUCACUUGCUCAAAGGAAGCUCUGACGAAGGGGAUGUAUCAACCAGCUCCUGUGUAAGUUAUCUCAGGAGUCUGGGGCAGCUGCUAGUAGCUGCUGCUGCCACUGCCGCCACCUCAUAUUUGAGAAAUCAGGCUCUGCAAUCACUUGACAGUGUGCCGAAAACCUCCCAUCUCUAUGUAGCUGACAGGGACUUUUUGCGGAGGAGAAAGUCAUUGAAUCCUGCCAGUGUCGAUCACCUCCAGCUGCCUGACAGAGUCAGCCUCUAAACCCCACAAAAGCCAGCCCCAACUGAAGCUGAAAUAAUAACACCAAAAAGUGAAAAUGAAAAUCAAACUAAAUGUUUAAAAUUAGAUGUACACUCCCCAAGUCAGUCUAAAUAUAGAAUUUAAUUUCUAGAAUUUUUGCAACCCACCUAAUCAAAGGGUGAACUCAAAGUAGGAAUUGGCUUUGUGCAAAAACAGGGAAAUCAUAUUGGCAUCUAAAUUUAAAAUUUUAUGCCACAGAAAAUUUGACCCAAAUUGGGCUGGUAAUAUAGGCAACUGAAAAGUGAUUGAGGCUUUUGGUUAAUAUGUUUUUCUUUUUCUUUUUCCGGUGUUCUAGUUACAUUGAUGAGAACAGAAACAUAAACUAUGACCUAGGGGUUUCUGUUGGAUAGCUCGUAAUUUAGAAUGGAGAAAGAACAACAAAAACACAUUUUCCAGUUUUUUUUCUUUACUUAAACUCUCAAAACUUUGUCUUUUUAAUACUACAUUUUUAACCAGUUAAAUCUUUAACAAACUACAUUUUAAAUAUCUUUUUUUCUAAGACUCCUAGCUUUAUUUUCACUACAUACAUCUGUGUAUCUUGUUUUCUUCAUCUAGUAUUGUUGUAUUCAUCUGCGUAUUACUGUCUUGAAAGAAGUAAUGGAAGAAAGUAUAUUGUUAAUCUGCAUACUGCUUACGACAGUAUUUCCAUAACCAAUGAUGGUUUAAUAGAGAAACUAAGCCCUAUGAACCUGAACUCUGGUAUGGCUAAUACCAUGAAGCAAGAAUGCAGUACAGAGUUGGCUACAGUACAGGUUUAUCUAAAUAAAUGCAAUUAAAAAAAGCUUAAAA